AUGUUUCGCGUACGAACGACGAACACCAUCACCCGCCGCUGCCGGGUCGCGGCGCCGGCACCGCGCGCGCUCGCGCGGUACCACGACGACGCGAGCUUUGGAUACCGCGUGCCGAGCAAGUACACGCUGCCGGACUACACCGAGGCCGAGCUCGCCAACCGUAACGACAAUGCCCCGCUCCUGCGCUACGUGGAGAGCGUGCGCCGACACGGCCACCGCGCGGCCAAGAUCGACCCCCUGGACCUGAUGGAGCGCGACCCCGUCGGCGCGCUCGACCCCUACCGCUACGGCCUGGAUGACAACACGUCGUACCCGCUCAACGGCAUCCUGCACCUGCCCAACUCGACGACACCGCGCUCCGAGGCGGGCGAGGGCGAGAACACGUCGCUGCCGCUCAAGGACAUCCGCGAGCACCUGAUGGGCACGUACGUCGACCGCAUCGGGUACGAGUUCCAGCACUGCCCGAACAAGCACGAGCGGCUGUGGUUCUCGCACCACCUCGAGACGCACACUGCCAGCCCGCCACUCGCGGACGGCAUCACCGCCGAGCGCAAGAAGCGUAUCUGGGAGCUCCUGUCCCGCAGCGAGGAGUUUGACCGCUUCAUGGGCAAGAAGUUCCCCAACCUUAAGCGCUACGGCUGUGAAGGUGCCGAGAGCAUGCUCCCUGCCCUCGACACUCUGUUCGAGCUCGGCGCGGAUGCCGGCCUGGCCUCCAUCAUCGUCGCGCUCCCCCACCGCGGCCGCCUCUCCCUCCUCACCGAGCCCGAGCUGUUCGGCUACUCCGCCACCCAGCUCUUCUCCAAGGUGCGCGGCUCGCCCGAGUUCAACCCAGAGAACGCACCUGGUGCCACUGGCGAUGUGAUUAGCCACCUGGCUGCGAUCAAGAACCUCGACUACGACGGCAAGGGGGUCAAGAUUGAGAUGCUCCAGAACCCCUCCCAUCUCGAGGCCGCAAACCCCGUCGCACUCGGCAUCACCCGAGCCAAACAAAUGUCGCUCCUCAAGUCGUCCCCGGCCGAGUGCCAGCUUGGUGACCGCGUGCUCUGUGUCCAGCUUCACGGCGAUGCGGCGUUCAGCGGACAGGGCGUGGUGGCCGAGAGCUUGGGCCUCAGCGGCCUGCCUCACUACGGCAGUGGCGGCACUGUUCACAUCAUUGUCAACAACAACAUUGGCUACACCACGCCGGCGACCUUCAGCCGCUCCAGCGUGUAUGCCUCGGACGUCGGCAAGAUCAUCGGCGCGCCGAUUCUCCAUGUCAACGGCGACUACCCCGAGGACGUCGUUCGUGCCAUGGACGUUGCGUUCCAGUACCGCACCAAGUUCCGCAAGGACAUCAUCGUCGACCUGAUCUGCUACCGUCGAUGGGGACACAACGAGCUCGAUGAGCCCGGCUUCACUCAGCCCCUCAUGUACGAGAAGAUCCGCUCGCGCAAGUCUGUCCCCGAGCUGUUCGAGCAGCGCCUCAAGGACCAAUCGGUGCUCACUGAGGCCGAUGCCAAGGCAGGCCGUGACGCCUACAAUGCCAAGCUCAACGACCAGCUUGCCGGCGUCGACAGCUUCAAGGCCGAGUCGGAGAUGCUUGGCGGCAAGUGGAAGGACAUUGUGUGGCCGGCAUCCAGCGCCGCCAACCCGGCGCCGGAGACGGGCCUCCCGAUUGACCGAUUGACCGAGGUCGGCCGUGCGAGCGUCACCCUGCCCGAUGACUUUAACGUGCACUCGCGCCUGAAGCGCCACAUUUCGGCGCGCCUCAAGGCCCUCGAUGCCAAGGUCGACUUUGCAACGGCCGAGGCGAUGGCGUUUGGCACGCUGUUGCAGGACGGUUAUGACGUCCGAAUCUCCGGUCAGGACGUCGGUCGCGGCACCUUCUCUCAACGUCAUGCCAUGUUUGUCGAUCAGAAGGACGAGUCGUGCUUCGUGCCGCUGAACGAUUCGCUCAAGGCGCCCGGCAAGCUUGAGCUGGCGAACAGCUCUCUGAGUGAGAUGGCGGUGCUCGGGUUCGAGAUUGGAAUGAGUUGGGGCAACCCCCACCUGCUUCCCAUCUGGGAAGCGCAGUUUGGUGACUUCAACAAUGGGGCCCAGAGCAUGAUUGACACUUUCCUUGUCGGUUCCCAAGCCAAGUGGCUCAAGCAGACUGGGCUCGUCAUGCUCCUGCCGCAUGGCUAUGACGGAGCUGGACCUGAGCAUUCGUCGAGCAAGGUUGAGCGUUUCCUGCAAAUGUCUGAUGACGGUGCCGCCACGCCUGCCCAUGACGUGAACCUUAUCGUGGCAAACCCGUCUACGCCAUCGCAGUUGUACCACCUGCUGCGUCGCCAGGUUGUACGCAACUUCCGCAAGCCUCUGAUUGUUGCGUCUCCCAAGGGCCUGCUGCGUUCUCCUGUUGCAGCGUCGCCAUUGUCGGCCAUGGGACCUGGCACCAAGUUUGAGCCCGUUAUUGCGGACAAGGUGGAGGGACCGGUUCGCAAGGUGCUCGUCGUAUCCGGCAAGCACUACUACACGCUCGCCGAGGCGCUUCAGAAGGCAGGUGACAGCAAUGUGGCCCUUGUUCGGGUCGAGGAGCUCUCACCGUUCCCCACGGAGGAGCUCAGCAAGGCGCUAGAGGCAUUCCCGGCGGACACGGCUGUGACUUGGGCGCAGGAAGAACCGGCAAACCAGGGUGCAUGGACCUAUGUCCGGCCCCGUAUCGAUGCCAUUCUCAAGAAGCGUGGCUCUGAGCCGGUCGGCUAUGCAGGACGCCGGGCCCUACCCACCACGGCCGUGGGUGUUGGCGCCUGGCACAAGGCCGAGACGGAGGAGAUUGUUCGUGACGCGUUGGCCUAG
Molecule: messenger RNA, 2817 nt
Organism: Vanrija pseudolonga
Lineage: Eukaryota; Fungi; Basidiomycota; Tremellomycetes; Trichosporonales; Trichosporonaceae
Gene: dhtkd1
Product: putative 2-oxoglutarate dehydrogenase E1 component DHKTD1, mitochondrial
Exons: 15
Coding region: 1-2817 (938 amino acids)
Biological process (GO): tricarboxylic acid cycle
Molecular function (GO): oxoglutarate dehydrogenase (succinyl-transferring) activity; thiamine pyrophosphate binding
Source: RefSeq, a predicted model, not a curated record